CGCACACACACACGCACACCCACACCCACACUUCCUCAUCAUCCUCCUCAUCAUAAUCCGCCUCCCUGCGCAGUUUGGUUGGGUUUGGGUUUUGUGUUCACAGGCACUCACUUAGUGACGCCGGAGCGAGCAGACACGCUGGCAACUUCUCUGGAUCUUUUCUUUUUUUUCCCCCACAGCCUUCUGUUCUGUUUUUUUUUUUGUUUGUUUUGUCCGGCGAAGGAAAUACCGCAGCUUUCUAAAUGAACGCGAUGGUCAUUUUUAACAGGGCGCGCGGAUGUAUGCUUUGUGAUAGGUCCGCGUAUAUUUUGAGCUCAACAAACACUUGAAUGGGCGAGUGCGUUUUGGGUAAAAGUUGUUUGUAGCAGGAGUAUUCCCCGCCCCGCUUUCAUUCUCGGAAUUAGUGUGAGGGAGAAUGCUGGCCGAACUGGUCGCGCUCUUCUACCUGCUCAGCUCGGUUGCGAGCCAGCAGGAAGCGGCGGCCGCAGCCACAGGUGGCCGCUUCGUUUGCAACGCCAUCCCCCCGGGAGCCGAGCCCGGCUGCGGCUCCUCGCCGACGGGCAACCGCUUGCAGAUGAGCAGCCCCGCGGAGGACGAGCUGCGCAACACCAUCAUCCGGCUCCGCGAGACAAUCUUGCAGCAGAAGGAGACCAUCGUCAGCCAGCAGGGGACCAUCAAGGAGCUCAACUCCAAACUGGCGCGCUGCGAGGCGGCGGCGGACGACUCGGCGCAGCCGGGCAAGUCGCGGGGUCACGGCUCCAGGAGGAAGGAGUACGGCAAGAACACCAUGGGGGACCUGCCGCGGGACCCCGGAGAGACCAUAAAUCAGCUUGGGAAGACCAUGCAAAGCCUAAAAGGGCGCUUGGAGAGCUUGGAGCAGCAGAGUUUGCAACUCCCCGGCAUAAAUGUGUCAGCUGGCAGUGGUCCGGCACUGACCCCUUUGCCGUCGCAGCUGCGGGAGCUACUCGGGCAGCGUCUGGGACUUCUGGAGACGCAGCUGCUGCGAAAGGUGGCCGAGCUGGAGGAGGAAAAGAGCCAGCUUUACAAUGAAACGGCAGCCCAUCGCCAACGCACCGAGAAUGCGCUCAAUUCGCUUUUGGAGAGGAUCACAGAGCUGGAGAAAAAUAACAACGCCUUCAAGUCACCUGAGGAUUUCAAGGUGUCCCUCUCUCUGCGCACCAACUACCUGUACGGACGCAUCAAGAAGAGCCUCCCCGAGAUGUACGCCUUCACCGUGUGCAUGUGGCUCAAGUCCAGCGCCGGUCCCGGGAUCGGAACCCCCUUCUCGUACGGCGUGGCGGGCCAGGCGAAUGAGAUUGUGCUGAUCGAAUGGGGGAACAACCCCAUUGAACUGCUGGUUAAUGACAAGGUGGCACAGCUUCCUCUUUCGGUGAGUGACGGACGGUGGCACCACAUCUGCAUCACCUGGACGACCAGAGACGGCUUCUGGGAGGCUUACCAGGAUGGCGAGCGACUCGGCACCGGGGACAACCUGGCCCCCUGGCACCCAAUUAAAUCUGGCGGGGUGAUCAUUCUGGGCCAGGAGCAGGACAUAGUUGGAGGUCGUUUCGACGCCACCCAGGCCUUCGUCGGCGAGCUGAGCCAGUUCAACAUGUGGGACCGAGUACUGCGGCCCAUGGACAUCGUAGGCCUGGCCAAUUGCUCGGCGUACAUGCCCGGCAACGUGGUCCCUUGGAUAGACGCCAACGUGGAAGUGUUCGGCGGGGCGACCAAAGCCCCUCUGGAGAUAUGCGAGGACCGUGCGUUUGAUUCCUAAUGUGAGAUGUCGUCGGAAUCAGAAAAAAAAGAAAAAAAAAGCCAAGUAUCCUUGUUUAUUGUUCAAAAGCAAAGGCGGCAAGCAUAUCAAUAUUGUGCGGUCACUCUUAAGAUUCACCUGUGUUGGCUUAAAUGUGUGUUCAUCCAGUCUUAACCGUGGAGAAGACUUUGCACUCAUGACCACAUGGAGAAGAAAGCGAUGGUGUUGACAUUCGAGGCCUGAUUUACUAAUUUGUACGUUCAAAGUCACACAAACAGAUGUUGAAGCCGAUCUACUAACAGGACCGCAUCUACUUAAUGGCUACAAUGGCCGCACGUUUCAUUUGGAAGGAGUAUAUGUCAAUUGAUCAUUUAACUCGAACAAAUGUGAAUGAUCAAACCUAAGGUGAAUCGCCAUUGGCUAAUUUUGCACGUUUAAAUAAGGGACUUACAAAUCGCCACGCACAGACAUCAGUGCUAGCAUAGUACGGGCAAAAUGAGAGGCAACGGAGAGAAACCGUACACUUUUGAAAUGCCAGAAACAAAAAUGACCACAACAUUCCAUCGAUUGAUUCGAAUUUUGGAGCUUUCUAAACGAUGGAGGGAUUGAAUCAUGCCCUCUCACCUUGAGAAAAACCUCUUUAAAUUCUCUUAUUUCAUUUGCUUGUGUCUAGGUUAUUUUAGCCCACUGUGGCAAUUGGUGCUAUUCUCUCCCAGAGCAGAUUUUCAGGGGUGCUGCGACAAGUUUUAAACACAAUGUUGCUGCCAAACCGUGGGCGCAAUCUGACCACGCAAUUUAGCACGAAUGAUCUGAGAUCAACUGCAAUCUUUAUAGCACAAUUUGCUAGCAUGAACCCGCAACUCAGCGCCCGAUAUUUGGGAUCUUAGUAAAUCAGGCCCCUGUGUGUUUUCUCUUCUCUCAUUUGACUCCUCAUGCAUUCCUUCCGCUGACAAUGCUGCACCGUGCACGUCCGUGAGUGUUUCGCUCCAGCCGGCUUUCAUGUGUUGUGCAAACAUGAGUCCCGAGUUAGACGGUGCCACGUGGCACACUUCUAAAGAAAAAAAACAAUGAGGAGAAGGCGUUCAGGAAUCGGCGGCAUUGUUAUUAUUGUGAAGCAUCGUAACGCGGCUGAUUGGCUAUAUAAUGCAUGAGCGCGAGCAAAGAGCGGAAGUCAAAGAAAGACAGUGCAUGCCUUCUUUUAGUCCGCAGGGUGUGUGUGUGCAUUCAAAACAAGUCAGAGUGUGGAUUAUUACGUAAGCGAAUGUCUUGUGUGUUACAAUACCAGAGAUUACCAGCGAGGGAGGACAUUUUCAUUCUUGUAAAUCUAUGCUUAAUACCUCUCUGCUCCUUGAGCAGCUGCCAUAUUCCAAACAGCUUUUUAUGGACGCUUUCGCUCAGGUUAA
Hippocampus comes (tiger tail seahorse) is the source of this 3159-nucleotide messenger RNA. RefSeq names its product neuronal pentraxin 2a (gene nptx2a). The record is from RefSeq and is a predicted model, not a curated record. Lineage: Eukaryota; Metazoa; Chordata; Actinopteri; Syngnathiformes; Syngnathidae. The coding region runs from base 416 to 1777 and encodes 453 amino acids. The transcript has 5 exons.